AUGGAAACAUCCAUCUUCAGAUUGAUAUUUCUAUUUUUCUUUGGAUUCUAUGUCAAGAUUAUUACCUGCAACCAAUGGACAACAGGAAUGUUUGCCACACCCAAAAUAAAUGUUAAACUAAUUGAUCAACCAAUUGAUAUUAUUCUGGACAUUAUUACAUGGAAUCAUUGUCUACUGAUGUGCGCAGUCGCAACAACAUGUAAAGGAUUUAACUACAAUGUUGAAUCCCCUAGAUGUGAGUUAUUUGAAACUGUGAAUUGCACUCAACUUGAGAGUUCAGCUGGAUGGCGAUUUGGUCAGAUUAAAACAGAUAAUUUAAAAAUGAUGAACAACCAAAAUAUAGCGGUAAAUAGACCAACCUAUCAAUCGACCACGUACGAAUAUUUUCAAUUAAGUAAAUCUGGAAACGCUGUAGAUGGUAAUACAGACGGGGAUUACAUGAAAGGAUCGUGUACAGCUACUGCAGAAGAUACAAACGUGAAACCAUGGUGGGUCAUUGAUUUGGGAAAGUCAUAUACAUUGCUCCAGAUUGUCGUAUGGAAUCGUAUGGAUGACGUUAGUUAUCGACUUCAUGAUUUCGCAAUCGAAGUCGACUGUGAAUUUGACGGAUCAAACACCGAUAGCCCAUCCUGGUCUAGAACAUACCUUUACACUGGGACGCCGGAAAGCAAUCCGACAACGAUUUCACUCCCACAGCCCUCUGUUGGACGAUUCGUAAAGGUACAAAAUGCAGUGAUUAGUAAGUCUGAAGAUUCAAAUGAUGAUCUUUUGACGCUGUGUGAAGUGGAAGUAUAUGUCGAGAGUGCCGAUGAAGAUUGUGAAUGUGAACUAGGAAAGUUCUAAUUUCAAACGUAUUAUGUUAAGCUUCAUCUAGUGAACUCCUUAAAUAUUAACCAUGGUAUAAUGAACUAUCCUCUCCCCAUAUAAUGUAGUCUGUGUUUAUUUAACUUUAUUUUGCUGUAUUUAUUACUUCCGAAUAGGUGCAUAUCAUAUAUUACAUAGAAUCGCAUUUUUAUUAGAUAUAUUUACUGAUUUAUUGAAAAUAAUUCAAUGUAAAUAGAGCUAACCGAGAUGGUGAAACAUUAGUGAUUAUAUUGGAAUUUACUCUUAAUUACUUGUUUGUUACAUACUUCAAAUCAUUCUAUAAAACUGAUAAAGAUAUGGAUGUAACUUUGCAAACAUCUGACAGACAUGUUCAGGACAUUUUAAAAAAUUGUCGUGGAUAUAUGACAACCAGAUUUUAAAUUCUACUACAAUUACUUGGAUCAAAACGCGGGCUGCGGCCUCAAUGUAAUAUUGAAAACGAUGUAUCCAGGUCAAUAAAAAUCUUGUAAUAUGGCUUGAUUGAAAGUGUAUUCACUAAUACUACAGGGUGUCCCGAAAGUAUGGGGGCCCCAUAGGCAGACAUAUACCAAUGUCUCAAUAGUAUUUGUCAUAUAUCAUUUUAAAGCUCAUUCAAAGUUACAUUGAUUUGCCAAAUAUCAUCGUUCAACUCACAAAUGGG
Owenia fusiformis is the source of this 1504-nucleotide messenger RNA. NCBI's taxonomy places the organism in Eukaryota, Metazoa, Annelida, Polychaeta, Sabellida, Oweniidae. The record is from the annotation of a GenBank genome assembly.